GCGCCCGGGGUGGAGGGGGGGACGCCGGGACUGUUGGUUCUCCGCCGCCGCUGCCACUGACACCACCGAGGUUCCCCGCAACCCCGCGCCCCGCGUCCACGCACCGCGCGCCCCUCACCAUGCGCGAAAUUGUGCAUCUCCAAGCCGGCCAGUGCGGGAACCAGAUUGGGGCCAAGUUCUGGGAGGUCAUCAGUGAUGAACACGGCAUCGACCCCACGGGCACAUACCACGGGGACAGCGACUUGCAGCUGGAGAGAAUCAACGUUUACUACAACGAGGCCACAGGAGGAAAUUAUGUCCCGAGAGCCGUGCUGGUGGACCUGGAGCCUGGAACCAUGGACUCCGUGCGUUCUGGACCUUUCGGCCAAAUCUUCCGACCUGAUAACUUUGUAUUUGGCCAGUCCGGAGCAGGUAACAACUGGGCCAAGGGCCACUACACGGAGGGUGCAGAGCUGGUGGACGCCGUCCUGGACGUGGUUCGGAAGGAGGCAGAGAGCUGCGACUGCCUGCAGGGCUUCCAGCUCACCCACUCCCUGGGCGGAGGCACCGGCUCGGGCAUGGGCACCUUGCUCAUCAGCAAGAUCCGCGAGGAGUUCCCCGACCGCAUCAUGAACACCUUCAGCGUGGUGCCCUCGCCCAAGGUGUCUGACACGGUGGUGGAGCCCUACAAUGCCACCCUGUCGGUGCACCAGCUGGUGGAGAACACGGAUGAGACCUACUGCAUCGACAACGAGGCCUUGUAUGACAUCUGCUUCCGCACCCUCAAGCUCACCACCCCGACCUACGGGGACCUCAACCACUUGGUGUCGGCCACCAUGAGCGGCGUGACCACCUGCCUGCGCUUCCCGGGCCAGCUCAACGCCGACCUGCGCAAGCUGGCCGUCAACAUGGUGCCGUUCCCGCGCCUGCACUUCUUCAUGCCGGGCUUCGCACCCCUGACCAGCCGGGGCAGCCAACAGUACCGGGCCCUCACAGUGCCCGAGCUGACACAGCAGAUGUUCGACGCCAAGAACAUGAUGGCCGCAUGCGACCCGCGCCAUGGCCGCUACCUGACAGUGGCCGCUGUCUUCCGAGGCCGCAUGUCCAUGAAGGAGGUGGACGAGCAGAUGCUGAGCGUGCAGAGCAAGAACAGCAGCUACUUCGUCGAGUGGAUCCCCAACAACGUCAAGACGGCCGUGUGCGACAUCCCACCCCGGGGCCUGAAGAUGGCAGCCACCUUCAUCGGCAACAGCACGGCCAUCCAGGAGCUGUUCAAGCGCAUCUCGGAGCAGUUCACGGCCAUGUUCCGCCGCAAGGCCUUCCUGCACUGGUACACGGGCGAGGGCAUGGACGAGAUGGAGUUCACCGAGGCCGAGAGCAACAUGAAUGACCUGGUGUCCGAGUACCAGCAGUACCAAGAUGCCACCGCCGAGGAGGGCGAGUUCGAGGAGGAGGCAGAAGAAGAGGUGGCUUAAGACAGAGACCUCGCUAGCUGCAUGUCUCGAGCCUCCCCCCUUUGCACCCCGAAUCCACCUCGCCAGCUCUCCCAGCUUUAAACACCCUGACUUUGGAAUCCCCCAAGCCCCGUGUGCAAUGAUCCAGGCAUUGGCUUCUCCACCCUAUUCGACUCCCAUUGCACCCCCCAGAUUUAGGACAGAGACCCUCUUUUCUUUUCCCAUCCAGUUCCCAGGUUUUCCUCCACCUGCCAGAGGUCUUGCCUCUCUCUUUGCUCUCAUGAGCUCUUCUCCCCACCCCAAAAACUGGCAUCCCCCCUUAGCUCUUAGUAACCUUGGCUUUCUGGAGAGGAAGAGAGAGAUGCUGUGGGUGGUGAGGGGCCAAAAUAAGAGGAGAAGGUCUUGGAGAAUUGCAGAAGUAGGUAAGAAAGCAAACCCACCGCUCCUCUUGUUUUACCUUCAAUAAAGAAAUAGUUGCCCCA
Molecule: messenger RNA, 1915 nt
Organism: Suncus etruscus (white-toothed pygmy shrew)
Lineage: Eukaryota; Metazoa; Chordata; Mammalia; Eulipotyphla; Soricidae
Gene: TUBB4A
Product: tubulin beta 4A class IVa
Exons: 4
Coding region: 120-1454 (444 amino acids)
Biological process (GO): mitotic cell cycle; microtubule cytoskeleton organization
Cellular component (GO): microtubule; cytoplasm
Molecular function (GO): GTPase activity; GTP binding; structural constituent of cytoskeleton
Source: RefSeq, a predicted model, not a curated record